Molecule: messenger RNA, 904 nt
Organism: Pseudomassariella vexata
Lineage: Eukaryota; Fungi; Ascomycota; Sordariomycetes; Amphisphaeriales; Pseudomassariaceae
Exons: 4
Coding region: 170-751 (193 amino acids)
Source: RefSeq, a predicted model, not a curated record
GUUUCGCAGUGAGCCCGUCACAGGUAUGUGGCGAUCAGUGAAGUUCGAGAUGAUACAGGAUUCCAGACAGAACGAUGUUUUUCAAUACCUCGUUUAGGAAAGGUAGGAGAAAUCGGAACAGUACUGUAACAGAUGCAGUACAAUGUAACGAGCCUGUUGUACUACCCUGAUGUAUCUAUCAUACUAUGCAGAGGGAAGGAGGAAGGGAAGGAAUGGCGGUGAGAUGUUGCCCCGCUUCAGCUCCUCCAGCGAUAGUUCGUCCUCCGGGAGCGAUUAUGAUGAGGAGAUUGUCAACACCCCAUCCUUCAUGAGAAGGUCGGGCCCAUCACGCUUUACCAGAAGGGCUGCUCCUGCUCCCGCCUCCACGGAUGAUGACGACGACGAUAACCAUGAGGGUCUGCGCCCAGCUCCCAUAGAGCAUGAGUUAUCUGCAGCGAAGGGCAAGCGCAAGGUAACCUUGCGCACACCCGUCGCCUCCGCCCCUACUGCCAAGAAGCCCAAGAUAAGAGGAGCGCGUCGUAUGACCCGUUCCACUGCCCGAACCCCUAUCCGCAGAUCUGCUCCCGCGACUACUACCAAAGGUAGUAGCAAGAAGGUCCCCAUGCGUGGUGCUGCGCGAGAUUAUACGUGUGACUCCUGUGUCGUCGGUCGGUUGGGAAAGUCCGCCGCUGCCUGUUUCGACCAAUUGGGCGUUGAUUCCGGCCGUUGCUUCGCCUGUGCGGUGGGUAACCACAAGUGCGCUCCCCUGUAAGUGCUUCUAUUUUCUACUUAUCUGGCUUCUUCGUCCUCUAAUAGCUCCCAUUUCCCUCUAGUGAGGAAAAAGCUCUGAGGGCUUCAAAGAAGUUGGCGGCCGCCGCGGCUUGGGGCGCCGACUUUGCUGCUCUUGCGAGUCUGCGCGCUGGUG